AUGUUAAAUUUGGUGAAAAGGAGCUUUUUGAAGAGUUUUUGAAAAAUAGUAUUGAAGAAGAGUUUUAUUUAACUUGCUAUGGAAAGGAUCUCAUGGAAACAUUUAUUAAACUAAAGGAAGAUAAAUGGAUUCGAUCUUUAGGUGGUAACUGUAUGGGAAAAUGUAUUCAAAAUAAUAAUCAUUUGAUUUCUAAACUCUCAUUGUUGAGUAUUAUUUUUGAAAAAUUUAAAGAACUAUCAGAAAAUCAUCCUGCAUUUAUAUCAAGUACUUUAUCUAAGAUAGGAUUUGUAGUUCCUUCUACUAUUGUAAAUUCAAAAUCUACUGCUUCACACCUUUCCAGUCAUGGAAGAUAUUAUCAUUUAUCUAAAACAUCAUUUUUUGACAUAUUAACUUCUAAUCUUUGGGUUCGUUGGAAUAAUUUUCAAGAAAGUUUUCAAUCUAGUUUUCAAAAUUAUCAAGAAAAACAUCCUUUUUUUCGAGAUUUAAUUGUAAAACCAGUUAUUGAAUUUUAUGAUGUAGGCCAUAGUUCAACUGUACUUGCAAUACCUCUACCAAACUUUGUUUCUUACCCAAAAAAAUAUAAUUUUUGGAAAGAAUUGUUGUUACCUAGUCCCAAUUCUUUUACACAUUCAAACAGGCUUGAA
Dentiscutata heterogama is the source of this 644-nucleotide messenger RNA. The record is from the annotation of a GenBank genome assembly. Lineage: Eukaryota; Fungi; Glomeromycota; Glomeromycetes; Diversisporales; Gigasporaceae.